Molecule: messenger RNA, 726 nt
Organism: Naegleria lovaniensis
Lineage: Eukaryota; Heterolobosea; Eutetramitea; Acrasida; Naegleriidae
Exons: 2
Coding region: 1-726 (241 amino acids)
Biological process (GO): Golgi organization; endoplasmic reticulum to Golgi vesicle-mediated transport; intracellular protein transport
Cellular component (GO): Golgi apparatus; COPII-coated ER to Golgi transport vesicle; endoplasmic reticulum-Golgi intermediate compartment
Source: RefSeq, a predicted model, not a curated record
AUGCAAGCUCUCCAUUCCUAUCGAUUUCUCAUUCUUGCCUCUACUCUGUUGAUCCUUCAGGCUCUAUGCUUUCAAAUUUGCAAUGUGGAAGGAGUUUUAUUGAAAUUAGAUUCCAAGAAGAACAAACGAGUAUGCUUCCAAGAACAUUUAUAUGAAAGCACUCCAGUGAAAAUAACUCUAAAGUUUCCAACCAAAUCACCGACUGACGUUAAUGGAGGAGACAUUCGAGAUGUUCAAAUUCGAUUAUUUGGAACAGAUCCAGAAAAGAACGAAUAUUUAGAUGCUCAUUACUUUUUGCAGAGUUUACCAACCAUCGUUCAAGACAACCAAGCAUUCAAGAUCAUUUCACAUCAUUUUAAAAGCUCUUCCACAUUGUAUGGAAAUUACAAAAUUUGUAUCGAACAAGAAUCCAAGUUGAAAGAAGUGGAAUUGGAUCUCCAUAUCGAUGUUGGAAAAUCAGCUGAAGUGGAAUUUGAAGAAUUAGAGUCGGUCAAGCAUGUUAAAAAAAUUGAAACUCUUUUGAAAAACCUGGGAAAUCAAAUUACUACCAUCACUUCCGAACAAAUAUAUUUCAAACAUCGAGAAGAGAGGUUCCGAGAAACCACAGAUUCCACCUACGAACGUUUAUGGAUCGUUGCAGUUUUGCAAGUCAUGAUUCUUGUCAUGAGUGCAUGGUGGCAACUCUCCAGUCUCAAAACCUUUUUCAGAAAACAGAAAUUAAUCUAA